AUGGAUCUCGUCAAUCACCUCUCCGACCGGCUCCUCUUCGCCGUGCCCAAAAAAGGCCGCCUUCAAGCCGCGACUCUCGACCUCCUCUCAGGGUCCGACAUUCAAUUUCGGCGGGAAACCAGACUCGACAUUGCUCUAGUGAAGAACCACCCGCUGGCACUUAUCUUUUUGCCCGCGGCGGACAUUCCCACGUUUGUGGGCGAAGGACGAGUCGACCUUGGGAUUACGGGACGAGAUCAAGUGGCUGAGCAUGACGCCCAUCUGGCUCUAGGUGAGGAAUCAGGAGUGGAAGAAAUCAUGGACCUUGGAUUUGGCAGGUGUAAACUGCAAGUUCAGGUCCCCGAGAAAGGCCCUAUUCAAGAUGUGAACGACCUGGUCGGCAAGAACAUCGUGACGAGUUUUACCGGACUUGCUGAGGAUUACUUUGCACGCUUAGAAGGCAUGGGCGGGCGCAAGGAGAGCAUAAAUGGCACAGCCAGUCCGAUUCCGAAGCUGAAGACGAAGAUCAAAUUUGUGGGCGGUAGCGUCGAAGCAGCUUGCGCUCUAGGUGUGGCAGACGGAAUUGUCGACCUGGUCGAGUCCGGGGAGACGAUGAGAGCAGCAGGGCUCAAGGCAAUCGAAACAGUGGUCGAGAGCACAGCCGUCUUGAUCAAGUCGAAAUCGGUCUCGAAUGAACAACUUGUCAACAAGAUCGCCGCGCGGAUACGCGGGGUCAUUACUGCGCAGAAAUAUAUCUUGUGCCAGUAUAACGUCCCGCGAGCAAAAUUGGCAGCUGCGACCAAGAUCACUCCAGGCAAGAGGGCGCCCACGAUAACAGCUUUGGAGGAACCGGACUGGGUGGCCGUGAGCUCGAUGGUCGAAAAGCAGCACAUUGCGACAGUCAUGGAUGAGUUGACAGGAGUAGGCGCGACAGAUAUCUUGGUCUUGGAUAUAGCGAAUUCACGGACCGGUUGA
Fonsecaea erecta is the source of this 954-nucleotide messenger RNA. RefSeq names its product ATP phosphoribosyltransferase. Gene Ontology annotation, cellular component: cytoplasm. Gene Ontology annotation, biological process: L-histidine biosynthetic process. The transcript has a single exon. The record is from RefSeq and is a predicted model, not a curated record. The coding region runs from base 1 to 954 and encodes 317 amino acids. Gene Ontology annotation, molecular function: ATP phosphoribosyltransferase activity; magnesium ion binding. NCBI's taxonomy places the organism in Eukaryota, Fungi, Ascomycota, Eurotiomycetes, Chaetothyriales, Herpotrichiellaceae.